Messenger RNA from Diuraphis noxia (Russian wheat aphid), 1948 nucleotides. RefSeq names its product dnaJ homolog l(2)tid, mitochondrial-like. Gene Ontology annotation, cellular component: mitochondrion. Gene Ontology annotation, molecular function: heat shock protein binding; ATP binding. Gene Ontology annotation, biological process: mitochondrion organization; negative regulation of apoptotic process; protein folding. Lineage: Eukaryota; Metazoa; Arthropoda; Insecta; Hemiptera; Aphididae. The record is from RefSeq and is a predicted model, not a curated record.
CUAUUUCUUGGCCGGCAUUAUUAUCUUGGGAUUUACUAUCACGUUUUUGUACUUUCGUACAAUUUUAGUGUUGUUCAUUUGUAAUUAUUUGUUUUACAUUUUAAAGCAAUCUGUUACUUUAUUAAUGCAUCUCGAUUAUAUUGCUGGGUAAAGUAAAAAGGACGAUAAACAUUUUAUUACAAUGAACAGUAUGAAAAUAAAACUUUUGAUUUCUUAUAAACAUUACUCUCCAUCACUAUUGUGUAAUUUCCAAAAACUAAACCAUCACAUAUUUUCAUCGUCGCUCAGUCAUUCCACAUUAAAUAAUAAACGUUUAUUUGAACAGUUUGUCAAACCACUGAAUCCUUAUAGUUAUAAAAGUAUUCAUACCACAAGUUAUUUAAAUAAUAAGAAGGAUUUUUAUAACAUAUUAGGAGUACCUAAAAAUGCUUCUCAAAAAGAAAUCAAGAAAGCUUACUACCAACUCGCUAAAAAAUUUCAUCCAGAUACCAACAAGGGAGAUCCUAGUGCUAGUAAAAAAUUUCAAGAAGUUUCUGAAGCCUAUGAAGUCUUAGGAGAUGAAAAAAAAAGAAGUCAAUAUGACACAUGGGGAUCUACUGGUAAUCCAAACCACAUGGGUGGGCCUGGAGGAGGUACAGAAAAUAAUAAUUUCCAAAAUUCAUGGGGUUUCCAAUCUAAUGUUGAUGCUGAAGAACUGUUUAGAAAAAUAUUCAAUCAAAGUGGUUUUGUAAAUAAUAGUUCGUUUGAGGAAGAUUUUGCCGAUUCAAAAUUUGGAUUUGGAGCUGCUGAAGAAAUUGUUGUUAAAAUUACAUUUGAACAAGCUGCUCGAGGUGUUAACAAAGAUUUAAAUUUAAAUGUGGUUGAUAUUUGUCCCAAAUGCCGCGGUUCUCGUUGUGAACUAGGAUAUAAGGCAACAAUUUGUACUCAUUGUAAUGGAUCUGGAAUGGAAACUGUCUCAAGAGGACCCUUUUUAAUGAAGUCAACAUGUAGACAGUGUCAAGGAACUAAAGUUAUUAUAAAAAAUCCAUGUAUAGAAUGUCACGGGAAAGGAAGUACUGUACAACGUAAAAAAGUAACAGUACCAGUUCCAGCAGGAAUUGAAGACGGUCAAUCAAUUAGAAUUUUGGUCAAUAGAAAUGAAGUAUUUGUUACUUUCAAAGUGGAAAAAUCUGAUUAUUUUAAGAGAGAUGGUUCUGAUAUUCAUACAAUUGCUAAAAUUUCUGUAUCUCAAGCAUUCUUAGGAGGAUCUAUUAGAGUUAGAGGCAUUUAUGAUGAUCACACAGUGCAGAUUUCGCCCUAUACUACUACAGACACCAAAAUUAGAUUGAUCAAACAAGGAAUGAAAAAAGUGAACUCCAAUCUAAACGGGGAUCACUAUGUUACUAUUAAAGUAGAUAUUCCUAAGUCAAUAACAAAAAAGCAGCUAGCACUUAUUCAAGCUUAUGCAGAGCUCGAAGAAAACACACCUGGAACAAUAAAUAACUUGCACCAUAAAAAAGAUGGUAGUAAAUCAUUUGAUCAAGAACUGUCAGAAAACAAAAUUUUAGAUAAUUUACGAUCUGCAUUAAGAAAACAAAAUGAUAUUUAAAGCUUAAAGCUAUUUUUAAAACUUAUUUAUGUUUUACAAGAAAUAAUGCAAUUGUGUAAUCUUUUUAAACUCAUUGUGUAAUACAUUUUUUCUUUGAUUAUGUCUGUCUUUCAAAUAGUUAUCAUAGUUUUUGUGAAAUAUAAUAUAGUUAUUUCAUUAAUGUUGAUGUGUAAAACUUAUAAGUAGUUUUAUUUGUUAAUUUACAAAAAAUUUAAAAAAUGAUGGAUAAUACUUGUUUAUUUUUUAUUUUUUCAUAUUAUGAAACUAUACUACAAUAUUUUAAACUUGGUUGCUUGAGUAUAAUUGACUGUUAAGUUUGGCAAUUAAAUAUGACAUUAUUUAAGAACUUUGAAAUCGAAU